This is a messenger RNA of Aspergillus versicolor CBS 583.65, 1242 nucleotides long. RefSeq lists its product as uncharacterized. Bases 1 to 1242 code for a protein of 413 amino acids. Gene Ontology annotation, cellular component: nucleus; cytoplasm. NCBI's taxonomy places the organism in Eukaryota, Fungi, Ascomycota, Eurotiomycetes, Eurotiales, Aspergillaceae. Gene Ontology annotation, molecular function: protein binding. The record is from RefSeq and is a predicted model, not a curated record. The transcript has a single exon.
AUGGCCAUUCCCCACUUACUAGGGCUCCCCAUGGAGCUUAUCUAUCAGAUUUUUGAGGACUUUUCACCAGGAGAGGUGAUGCCUUUCGCCCAAACAUCACAAGGCGCUCUUGUUCUCUCCCUAUCUUUCGUCGACCUGGAAGAGAUGUUCAAGUGGGCCUGUGAAGAAAACAUUAAACAAGCAAUGCUUCUCAUGCGCUCCGCUAUUCUGCGUGCAGCACAGGAUGACCCAGAGAUAGGAUACAACGCCCUAGCGCAGGCUUGUAAAGGUCGUCACAUUGAGAUUGUGCAGCUUUUGGUCAGUAGCGGUGUCCGUAUCGAAUGGCCAGGGUCUCUAGGGUUAACACGCAAGGCUGACUUUUACAAUACUCCUCUGGGCUGUGCUAUGCGAGACAGUAACCCUAAGUUACUAAAUCUGCUUCUCGAGGCCGGCGCCAAUAUCGAUUCGGCUACAAACCAUUAUUCGGAGCCUAGUGCACCAUAUAUACCACAACCAAGCCUGUUGCACCAUGCAUCAAUCCAUGGGUUUAUCAGCUUGAUCCAUAUACUCUUGGCACGCGGUGCGGACGUCAAUCAGCACGAUCGACUAGGCACAACUCCACUGCAACUGGCUGCCGAGUGGGGUCAUAUCAAGAUAGUUAAGCUCUUCCUAUCUCGCGGUGCCGACAUCAAUCAGCGGGGUCGAUUCUACUCAACCCCGUUGCACCAGGCUGCCGAGAAUGGCCAUGUAAUGAUCGUGAAGCUCUUACUAGCUCACGGUGCCGACGUCGACCUAGCUGACAACAAGGGGCGCACUGCACUCUCAGUGGCUGCAUGUCAAGAAUAUAAGGCUACCGUUCGGCUCUUAUUGGAUGCGGGUGCCCAGAUAGACACCAGGGACAAGGCUGGCUAUACCCCUUUGAUACUUGCCACCAUGAGAAACCGCGAUGCAAUCUUAAAACUGCUUGUGCAGAGCGGGGCAGAUGUCAACCUGGAAAGUAAGCUUGGCCGCACUGCCCUCUCCUUCGCGGUAGAAUUCAGCCUACACCAUAUAGUGGAGUAUCUUGCAGGCCGGGGGGCGGAUGCGUAUUAUGCGUCUCGAUAUGGACUAAGUCCCAUGUGCUAUGCGGAGAAAAGAAGGAAGACAUACCGACUAGUCACUGCUCUCAAAGAAGCCGGCUGCCGACGAACUCGCUGUUGGGUGUCGCGUGAGCGUGGCGGUUACCAGGAGCAUUUAAUGGGAAACCACUUUCAUACAAACUAA